UUUUUAUUUUCUAUUAUAAUAUGUAUGAGUGCUACCCUGUUUUGAGCGUUAUAUUCUUUUGUCGCAUUUUACUCAGUGAUCUUUUGUCAUGUUUUACUCGUAGUGGUUUUUUGUCGGAUUUUGCUCCUUGUUGUCUUUUGUCGCAUCUUAGUCAUAAUCCCCUUUUGUCGCAUUUUACCCAUAAUUCUCUUAUGUCGUAUUUUAUCGGUGUGAUCUUUUGUCGAAUUUUCGACUUUUUGAGAUUAUGUAUUUUUUUAUUUUUAUAUUAUGCCAAUUUGCCUAAAAUUAAAAAUUUUUUUUUUGUUUGCCACAUUUUAUUUAUUUUUAUUAAUUUGUUUUAGAACUUUAGAAGUUUUGUUUUAUUUUAUCUUCAAAUUUAUCAGCAACAUGACAAGAAUUACUUUAUUCUCCAAAACUCUUAAUUAUUCAUCAACAACUACCCAAGAAAAGCCAUCCAAACUUCAUUUAAAUGUUGGAACAAUUGGGCAUGUUGAUCAUGGAAAGACUACUUUAUCUUCUGCAAUUACAAAAUGUUUGUUUCUUUUUCUUUUCUUUUUUCUAAAUUUUUUUUAA
Molecule: messenger RNA, 573 nt
Organism: Meloidogyne enterolobii
Lineage: Eukaryota; Metazoa; Nematoda; Chromadorea; Rhabditida; Meloidogynidae
Source: the annotation of a GenBank genome assembly